AUGUCCAAUCAGAAACCAGUAUUUUAUCAAGGACAAGAAGACAUAAAGCAAGGUCACUCACACCUACAGCAAGGACAAGAAGACAUAAAGCAAGGUCAGUCAAGCCUACAGCAAGGACAAGAAGCCAUAAAGCAGGGUCAGUCAAGCCUACAGCAAGGACAAGAAGCCAUAAAGCAGGGUCAGUCAAGCCUACAGCAAGGACAAGAAGCCAUAAAGCAAGGUCAGUCACUCCUACAGCAAGGACAAGAAGACAUGAAGCAGUGUCAGUCAAGCCUACAGCAAGGACAAGAAGCCAUAAAGCAAGGUAUAAAGACAGGAAUUGAUGAGCUAAAGCACUGUCUAAAAGACGAAUUAUCCAAAGGAAAUCCGAUCAAACAAGGAUCCUCAAAAUUCCCAGAACUGUCAAAUUUGGAAUUAUAUUCCCAUAACCUUAAGAAAACAAUAGAAAAACGUACAGAUCGGCUGACAAAAAAAAUAGUUCAAACCACAGUAAAAACAGAUGAUAUUUUCACAAAUUUGACUCUUCACCAUCAAGAACAAGAAAUUCCGCACCAAAGAGCUCAAGAAGUUGAGGAACUUGCUCGUAAAACUCUUCAUGGAAGAAAAGGGUUUCUACACCAAGAAAGAGCUCACAAAGUCAAUCAGGGUGCUCGUAAAACUGUGACAGAAAUAAAGCAAUGCCUUGAGAUUUUUGUAGACGAAAACAAAGAAAACAAUCCAAAGUCAAUUUUGGUUUCCGGUGAACCGGGUAUCGGAAAAACGCUAUUUUCGCAGAAAAUUGUUAGAGAUUGGUCAACYMAKARYUUAUUGAUACCYGAYAUCAAGUUCACMUACCUMWUAACAUUCAGACAGCUUACUCGGCUUGCCAACAAAGAGCUCACUCUCAGAGGACUGCUGAAUCACUCCCUUUUACUCAACGAAAAUACCAUGAUAACCGAAGAAAUAAUGGCGUACAUUGUCCAGCACCCAGAACAACUGUUUAUUGUCUUCGAUGGCUUUGAUGAAUACGGCAAAGAUGACCGCAACAAAAUAGUCGGAGACUUUGAAGACGAAUUUCCACUAAUUAAUGCCAAAAUGCCAGUAGCUGCCCUGGUCAGCAAACUAAUCAGAAAAAAGAUCUUGAGCGAUUCUGUCACCAUGAUAACCUCCAGACCAAGCGAAGCCAGCUUGUUGAACCAAAAAAUCCAUUUUCAGCGCUAUGUUGAAAUUACAGGAUUCUCAGAGACACAGGUCGUUAAAUACGUUGAGAACUAUUUUAAAUCUAAACCAGAAGAAGUAAAAAAGAUGGCAGUCGACAAAGUCAAAGGAUCACCACACCACAUAUCAUUUGGUCGCGCGCCUUUCCGAUGUUUCUUGAUGUGCAUCUUCAUCGAGUGUGAAAUCAAAAACAAAGGCGAUAUCUCAGUUCCUGCAACUCUUACCGAGUUUUAUGACCAAGUUAUUAAAUGUAUAGAACUAAAUUAUAAUAGAGAAAUACUUAAGCUUCAUUCAGAUGAGAAAGCCGCGUCAGAGGCUGUUGACAAAACCAUCGAUAAUUUUGCUGAAUUAGCG
Exaiptasia diaphana is the source of this 1551-nucleotide messenger RNA. Its product is annotated as protein NLRC5-like. The record is from RefSeq and is a predicted model, not a curated record. The annotation marks the transcript as partial. Lineage: Eukaryota; Metazoa; Cnidaria; Anthozoa; Actiniaria; Aiptasiidae. Gene Ontology annotation, biological process: positive regulation of MHC class I biosynthetic process; inflammatory response; positive regulation of transcription by RNA polymerase II. The transcript has 4 exons.